Hibiscus syriacus is the source of this 1104-nucleotide messenger RNA. RefSeq lists its product as uncharacterized. Lineage: Eukaryota; Viridiplantae; Streptophyta; Magnoliopsida; Malvales; Malvaceae. The coding region runs from base 1 to 1104 and encodes 367 amino acids. The record is from RefSeq and is a predicted model, not a curated record. The transcript has a single exon.
AUGGCAGACACCCGCUUCAUUUCGUGGAGUAUGAUCCAGGCAGGGAAGGCGAGCGAAGAAAGUGAGAGGAUAGAGCUAACACCAUGGGAUCUAAAACACCUAUUAGUAAGCUACAUCGAGGAAGGAUUGUUCUUCCAUAAGCCCAAACCCAAGGCAGAUGAAGCAGAACACGCCUUAAUCCACCACUUGAAAACCUCACUUUCACGUACGCUCGACUUCUUUCCCCCACUUGCUGGUCGCCUUGCCACCAUUGAACAUGAAACCACUUCUUUCUUCAUUGACUGCAACAAUGCCGGAGCCUUGUUUGUCCAUGCUGUAGCUGAGCAACUACGCAUAUCCGAUCCCGUCUAUGUUCCUGAAAUCGUCGACACCUUUUUCCAAUUCGAUGGAGUUAAGAACAUUGAGGGCAUUUCAAAACCAUUGCUUGCUGUGCAAGUAACUGAGCUUGCUGAUGGCAUUUCCAUUGCUUGCACUAUCAAUCACUCUGUUGCGGAUGGUUGUUCGUUUUGGCAUUUCUUUAAUUAUUGGUCAGAAUUUUCUCGUGGUUUUGAUUAUUUAUCAAAGCUUCCCAUAUUUAAGAGACCAGUUAUUGAUGAUAUAAAUUACCCUAUUCGGAUUCGUUUAAAAAAGGAGCAAAUUCAAGAACAUUCCUUUCAAGCGGGUAAUUUGAAAUCAAGAGUGUUUAAUUUUACAAAACAGAGAAUUGUGGGAAUAAAAGGGAAAGUUAAUGCUGAGAUUAACACCAACAAGAUUUCGUCUCUUCAAGCACUCCUGUCUCUGUUUUGGAAAUCCAUCGUUCGAAAUAGGCAGGCUGAUCCGAAGCGAGAGACCAUGAUUUUCUUAAUGUUUGGUGUUAGGAAAAGAAUGCAGCAGGUAGCAGAAGAGUAUUUUGGAAAUGCAAUUGAAGGUGCAAUGGUGAGUUUGAAAGCAGGAGAGCUGAUGGAGAAAGGGUUUGAAAAUGCUGCAUGGGAAAUCAACCAGAUUGUUGCGAAUCAAAGUGAGAAAAACUUGAGAAACUCAUUCAAGUCAUGGGUAAAUAAACCUUUGCUGUUCCAAGCAGGGAAAAUGAUGAACAAUGCUUUGUUAACUGCCGUAAAUGUCUGA